CUCUUCUGAAAAAUCAAGAAUCAUCAAAGAUGCCUACUAGAUUAACCAAGACCAGAAAGCACAGAGGUCACGUUUCCGGUAUGUUUCAACGGCUUUGAAUGAAAUGAACUGGUUGACGGAAAGCAAGAAUCAGAGGCAUUGCAAAGAACCAAGCAAAGCCCCCAGGGGAACGACACUCCGUCGAAAAGAGGGGCCGCUUUAGUGAUUGUGGCUUCUUGAUACGAACGUUCAAGCAAAAUUUUCAACAACCUCAAUACUGCGAUUGCCCCGAAGGGUCAGCGUACCGUAGCUGAAACCGCAAGCUAUAGUAAGCGUCAUUACCCCCGCGUGUCCAACCAGUUCAAUGUAAGCCUUACAACGUUGCAGUACUAACAAGCUUAUAGCCGGUAAGGGUCGUGUUGGUAAGCACAGAAAGCAUCCAGGUGGUCGUGGUAAGGCCGGUGGUCAGCACCAUCACAGAAUCAACAUGGACAAGUACCACCCUGGUUACUUCGGUAAGGUUGGUAUGAGAUACUUCCACAAGCAGCAGAACCACUUCUGGAAGCCAGUCUUGAACUUGGACAAGUUGUGGACUUUGGUCCCAGAGCAGAAGAGAGAUGAGUACUUGUCUUCCGCUUCUGCUGCUUCUGCCCCAGUUAUUGACACCUUGGCCCACGGUUACGGUAAGGUUUUGGGUAAGGGUCGUUUGCCACAGGUUCCAGUUAUUGUCAAGGCUAGAUUCGUCUCCAAGUUGGCCGAAGAGAAGAUCAGAGCCGUUGGUGGUGUUGUUGAACUUAUUGCUUAAGUUUAUUAGACUGUCGAAUCCCUUCUUUAUACCUUAAAUUAUGUAUUUUCCAUCUCUAAUCAAAUGAGCACUCUUAUUGUUAAU
Messenger RNA from Babjeviella inositovora NRRL Y-12698, 868 nucleotides. It is a transcript of the gene RPL28, whose product is annotated as 60S ribosomal protein uL15. Gene Ontology annotation, biological process: translation. Lineage: Eukaryota; Fungi; Ascomycota; Pichiomycetes; Serinales. The transcript has a single exon. Gene Ontology annotation, cellular component: cytosolic large ribosomal subunit; ribosome. Gene Ontology annotation, molecular function: structural constituent of ribosome. The record is from RefSeq and is a predicted model, not a curated record. Bases 467 to 784 code for a protein of 105 amino acids.